ACAACGUUCUCUGCUAAAGUGCUGAAGGAGGAAUUGAUGCUUUCCCACCGGCUGACUGACACGUUUCGUUCUCUUCGUCCAUGUGUCAUCGCUCGCUCUUCAUUUUCCUCACAUUUUGACACCUUUCACGCCGCGCCGGCUCUGACUUGGAGACCUGUGAAUGGGAAAGGUCCUCCUCGGGGUUCCUUGACGAUACCUUAUCAUAUUUGAGCGAGUGGCCAGCUGUUCAAAGAUGCACGCGCUACAGUGAAACCUUUGCUGCGUGAACCGAGCGUCAUGAAGCUUCGCAGCUGGAGACUCAAGUUUAUUCUGACAGCACUCCAGGCUUUUUCUGUCUCCGUAUCUCUGUGUUACACACCUGCCGGAGGAACAACUCUUCAACACAGACCAACAGCAAAACAGAAGCACUAUGGUACUACAGUACCUCUGCAGCUGGUUGGACAAGACUGGAAACCAUUCAGCCAGCAGAAGUCCCAGAGUCAUCCCGUGUCGCUGAAGUUCCUGAUCGAAGUGGAAGGUGAGGAGCUGCUGUUGGCUGUGGAGAAAAACGAGGGGCUGUUUGCAAGUAACUACACAGAAACCCAUUACGUGGAAGACGGCAGGGCAGUAACGGGCUUUCCCAACUUCACGGUUAAUUGCUACUACCACGGUGAAGUGGAGAGUCAUGCCAACUCUGAUGUCAGCCUCAGCACCUGUGCUGGGAUUAAGGGCUUUAUAUCUCUUGAAGGCAGAUCUUACAUGCUGGAACCAUCUACUGAUCACAGUGAUGGGACUCACUGGAUCUACACAGUUGACCACCUCAGUUUUGUUCCAGGCACGUGUGGCCAUAAUAUCAACUUUUCUUAUGCCACUGAACGCAGCACAAACGAAGCGGACACCAGUGCAUUCAGGACAUUCAGUGCAAGGCAUAAACGCCAUGCCCAGUCUACAACAAAGUAUGUGGAGCUGAUCAUCAUUGCUGACAACAGAGAGUUUCAGAAGCAAGGCAAGGACAUAGAGAAGGUCAAGCAGCGGCUGGCUGAGAUCGCCAACUACGUGGACAAGUUCUACAGGGCUCUGAAUAUCCGUGUAGCCCUGGUGGGACUGGAGGUGUGGAGUGAUGUUGACAAGUGCCCCGUCACCCAGGACCCUUUCACCACGCUGCACGAGUUCUUAGACUGGAGGAAAGUCAAGCUGCUGCCUCAGAAGCCUCACGAUAACGCCCAGCUUAUCAGCGGGGUGUACUUUCAGGGCACCACAAUUGGUAUGGCACCCAUCAUGAGUAUGUGCACUGCAGACCAAUCUGGAGGGAUCGUCAUGGACCAUUCAGACAACCCCCUCGGUGCUGCAGUUACUCUGGCUCACGAGCUUGGACACAACUUUGGGAUGAACCAUGAUACUCCAGAAAGGGGGUGUGGCUGCCGGGUGACAGCGGAUCGCGGAGGCUGCAUCAUGACUCCCUCGACUGGGUAUCCGUUUCCCACCGUGUUCAGCAGCUGCAGCAAGAAGGACCUCACUGCCAGUUUUGAAAAAGGCGUGGGAAUGUGUCUGUUCAACAUGCCCGAGGUCAAGGUGCUUUAUGGUGGGCAGAAAUGUGGCAACGGCUAUGUGGAGGAGGGAGAGGAGUGUGACUGCGGCGAACCGGAGGAAUGUAUGAACCCCUGUUGCAAUGCCACUACCUGCGCUCUGAAAGGUGAUGCUAUCUGUGCUCACGGGCAGUGCUGCCACGACUGUCAGUUGAAGCCGGCGGGGACUCCGUGCCGAGAAUCAAGUAACUCUUGUGACCUACCAGAGUUCUGCACUGGUACUAGUCCCCACUGCCCCGCUAACGUCUACCUGCAUGACGGCCACACAUGCCACAACGUGGACGGGUACUGCUAUAAUGGCAUUUGCCAAACUCAUGAGCAGCAGUGUAUCACACUUUGGGGUCAAGGAGCCAAGCCAGCUCCAGGUAUCUGCUUUGAAAGGGUCAAUUCAGCUGGGGACCCUUACGGCAACUGUGGUAAGGACUCCAAGGGCUCGUUUGCCAAGUGUGAAGCACAAGAUGCAAAGUGUGGCAAAAUCCAGUGUCAAGGAGGAGCUAACCGCCCCGUAAUUGGCACAAAUGCUGUUUCCAUAGAAACAAACAUCCCCCUGCAGGAAGGAGGGCGGAUACUGUGCCGGGGUACACACGUCUACUUAGGUGACGACAUGCCUGACCCCGGUCUGGUCCUGACGGGAACCAAGUGUGGAGAGGGACUGAUGUGCCUGAACCGUCAGUGCCAGAACGUCAGUGUUUUUGGUGUGCACGAGUGUUCAGCGAGGUGCAGCACUCAUGGGGUGUGCAACAACAACAAGAACUGUCACUGCGAGGCUCACUGGGCGCCGCCGUUCUGUGACAAGACUGGAUUUGGCGGGAGUGUGGACAGCGGCCCCAUCAGAUCUGCAGACAGUGUGAACAUGACGGUGGGCAUCCUGGUGGCUUUCCUCACUUUUCUGGUAGCUGGUCUGAUUAUCUGCAUGAAAAGAAAGACUCUGCUGGCUUUGCUCUUCGCCAGCAAAAAGAACCCAAUGGAGAAGCUCAGGUCAGUCGGUGGUGCCAUAAAUGGACCAUCCUCGUCCAGCCAGGCUCAAAGAGUGAGCACAGUGUCUCCGUCUCGGCCGGCCCCUGCACAGCCGCACAGCUCCACCGUAGUGAAGCCUCCCCACCAGAGGUCAGAAGUCACUCUCCCACAGGCUCCUUACCCGUCUCACAGCCUGCGCAGACUCCCCCAGUGCCCGCCAGUUCACCUCAGCCACCCUGCCCCUCUGCCGCUCUCUCUCUCGCUCUCUCUGGUUCCUGGGCAGCCCAGACCCCCUGUUCCUCCACCACAUCGAGCCCCUCUGCCUCACCUCCACGUUGCACCCAGGGGGGCGCCGCUUCGUAGUAUGUCGCACCAUAACUCCUGCAGGAUGGUCAUGGAGUUAGAGAAGCCCAGUCCUCCCCAGAAGCCCCUCCCUGCUGAUCCCCGGAGUUCCCGUGUUCUUCGGAGUCCACCUGUAGUCCGAGGGGCUUCCGCUGUUUGUGGCCCUGCACCAACAUCUGCUCCACCCAGACCUGCACGUCCUGUCCCGCACCCUGACCGACCCAGUUCCAAGCAGCCUGUGACUCCACCAAAGCCUUCUGUAAUUACAAACAUCAAAUACAGCAGCUGAGACUUCGGCCAGAAGGGACAAUGUUAAGUCACAAAUAUUUUGCACUAUGAAAACUGAGAACCUUAAAAGUGGGUUGUUGUGACUGAGUUUUAAAGAUGGGAGAUGUGCCGCGUCCCUCUGGUGCUUUGUCUCUGAUCGGUGCUACGAGUCUGAGCUCAGGUACGUGUAAAGUAUUUAUAUUCCAUAUUUAUUGCCAUGCUGUGCACUGCGCCAGACACUUUUACAAUACCAUAAAAAAAACACUUUUUUUUUUAAUCAGAUCUUUUUUAAGAAGGUAAAUCAAAAGCCAAUCUUGAAAGUCUGUGAAAUUUUAAAAGUGCAAAAAAUGUGUUUUUGUGAUAUUAGCUGUUUUAAUGAAGGGAACGUUUUAUAAUACAUCAGGACGGCCAUGAAGAAAAUUCAGAAAAUAUUUCCAACAGGUUGUCAUGAAGGCCUUGAUUUUUGUCUUUUCCAGCUUUGCCUUGGUAUUAAAGGAGAACUCUGAGACUUUUCAACCUCGACUCCAUUUUCAGAUGCUUUGGGGGUGGGGGGGUCAUUGUUUCACUUGGGGCAAAAAUUAUUUUAAUCUGUAUGUUAUUGAUGUGGAAGGCAAACACCUCUGUGGGCUAAACGGCUAAUUACUGUUAUUGAAAGGGGCAAUCGGAAACAGAGUAAACGUCACCACCACUGAACUGGCAGAAAACACCAUUAGAAGUGUACAGCUCGUUCUGUAAGACCAGCCUCUCCACUGCAGCACUUACAAUCACUCAGUGGACACUUGACUACUAUGACGCUAAAGGCACUUUGACACUUGCACAAAUUUUAUCCCUGCUCCGACACGCUAUCUUGCCAAUGAAUAAACUUGUCAUAAACGGUGUGCUAGUGUGCAAAGAAAAUUUUGAAAUGUUCAAAACGUCUGGCAUGCUUUAAUUUCGUGAACAUUUCGCAACCUAUUCGAAAACACUGCGUGCCACUGGAUGUCGAUGCGUCAUUGCGCGCAGCGCAUCUGAACGAUUAUGACGAGAUGUUACAUCCAUAAUAAACAUAAUUUUACAGAGACAUCUAACUCAUAAGAACGAAUGAAAAUGCAACUGUUUUACCAAUCCAUUACAAUAUGUAUAAUUACCUUUGAGACAAAAUUCCAAAUGUGUUGUGCACCACACUACGAGGCACACACACACGAGGCAACCUGCAGCUACAGAUAAUUUCUGAGAUUCUGGGAGCAAUGCGAUGGUUUUAUUGGCUAAUUUCUGAGAGGGAAUGCGUCAUCGGCUACGAAAGGAUUAAUUCAUACAGCGUGGCAUCAAGCGGGACACAUUGGUGCAAUGAAUUGCACAGCAGUUCUGGGAUCAAAUUUGUGCGUCAAGAUGCCUUUGAAUGAUGGUAGUCUGUGGUGGUGUUUGUGUUCUCAGUCAAUACUGGGCCAAUUAAAUAAGUUGUCCUGAGUGUAAAGAUGAGCCCCAAACCUCU
Thalassophryne amazonica is the source of this 4602-nucleotide messenger RNA. Its product is annotated as disintegrin and metalloproteinase domain-containing protein 12-like. The transcript has 23 exons. Gene Ontology annotation, biological process: proteolysis. The record is from RefSeq and is a predicted model, not a curated record. Bases 277 to 3153 code for a protein of 958 amino acids. Gene Ontology annotation, molecular function: metalloendopeptidase activity. Lineage: Eukaryota; Metazoa; Chordata; Actinopteri; Batrachoidiformes; Batrachoididae.